This is a messenger RNA of Achroia grisella, 1975 nucleotides long. Its product is annotated as cytochrome P450 9e2-like. NCBI's taxonomy places the organism in Eukaryota, Metazoa, Arthropoda, Insecta, Lepidoptera, Pyralidae. Bases 5 to 1576 code for a protein of 523 amino acids. The transcript is spliced from 10 exons. Gene Ontology annotation, molecular function: oxidoreductase activity, acting on paired donors, with incorporation or reduction of molecular oxygen; iron ion binding; heme binding. The record is from RefSeq and is a predicted model, not a curated record.
UAAAAUGUUUGCUGAACUAAUAAUAUUCAUAAUAACCACUUUAUUAUUUUAUUACAUAUACGUAUAUAAGAAAAUCCACUAUUUCUUUAGAAACAAAGAUGUUAAGUUCUUACCUGGUGUGCCUAUAUUUGGUAAUAUGUAUGAUAGUACAUUUGGAAAGAAACAUUACAUAGAAGAUUUGGAAACUGUGUACAAAGCUUUCCCGAAUGAGAAGUAUGUCGGCCUCAUCGAAGGUUGUGCGCCGAUAGUUUUGAUCCGUGACCCUGAAUUGAUAAAAAUAAUCACAAUUAAAGAUUUCGACUAUUUUGUCAACCACAAACAAUUCUUCGAUGAGGACACAGAUCCAUUGAUUGGUGGAAGUCUUUUCAUGAUGAAAGGUGACAAAUGGCGAGACAUGCGUGUAACUUUGAGCCCAGCGUUCACCGGUUCUAAGAUGAGAUUGAUGAUGAAUUUCAUGAGUCAAGUUAGCUAUAACAUAAUCGAUUACAUAAAAGAUCAUGUUUCUGAAGAAAUCCACAUAGAUGACCUAACGCGUCGUUACACCCUCGAUGUCAUCGCAUCAGCAGGCUUCGGGCUCCAAGUGAACUCAGUCAAAGAAAAAGACAACGAAUUUUUCAAAAUGAGCAAUAAGUUAUUUAUUCCUGGUUUAAAGCAGAAACUGGCAAUGUUUAUAGCUUCGCAGUACCCAAAACUUAGCAAGAAAUUAGGAUGGAAAAUACUAUCAGAAGAAACGAUGUCUUAUUUUAAAAACACUAUUGCGUAUACUAUUAAUGACAGAGAAAUUAACAAUAUAGUACGUCCAGACAUGAUUCAUCUACUACUAGAAGCUUAUAAAGGUACGUUGAAAGCUACACAAGCAGAGAAAGAUGAUAUUGGAUUUGCUACGACAGACGAAGUCUUAAAACCUCGAGGUGGUAUAAGAAAAUGGACUGAAGAUGAAAUAAUGAGCCAAUUGUUUGCAUUCUUCGCGGCUGGCUUUGACAGUGUUGCAGGAGCUAUAACUGCAUCUGUCCACGAAUUGGCCAUAAAUCCAGGAGUCCAAGAAAAAUUGUACCAGGAGAUCAAGGAAUUUGAAGAGAAUAACAAAACUUUAUCGUACGAGAAUGUGGGCCAGUUGAAGUAUUUGGAUUGUGUAGUUAAUGAAACAUUGAGGAAAUGGCCACCAUCCAUUUUUAUGGACAGGGUAUGCACUAAACCUUACGAGCUACCAUCACCUAGAGAAGGAGGAAAGCCUUACCGUUUGAACCCGGGUGACAUUGUUUACAAUAUGGUGAAUGUUAUUCACAUGGAUGAACAAUACCACCCCAGACCUCAUGCAUUUGAUCCGGAUCGGUUCUCUGAUGAGAAUAAACACAAAAUAACACCGUUCACUUUCAUGCCCUUCGGAAUGGGACCGAGAAAUUGUAUUGCUUCAAGAUUUGCACUACUGGAGAUAAAAGUGAUCUUAUACGAUCUGGUGUUGAACUACAGGAUCGUAAAAAGUGCAAAUACAAAGGACCCUGCGCGUCUCAAGAGAGAUGACUUUCGCAUCAAGAUCUUUGGUGGCACAUACGUCAAAUUCGAAUUGAGACAUUAAGUUUAAAAUUUAUUGCUAUAUUAUAGUUAUUUGUGUAUUAUAUCUUAAUAAUAUUAUAAACGCGAAAGUUUGUGAGUAUGGAUGUUUGUUACUCUUUCAUGUAAAAACUACUGCACGGAUUUUGAUUAAAUUUUUCAGUAAUGUAGCUUAUGCAUUAGAAUAACAUAAUAUAUGGGCUAUAUUUUUUAUUGAACUUUAACGCGGGUGACAUCGCGAGCACAGCUAAUACUCUAUAAAAUUAAGAAUAUAAAUGUACUAAUAUUAAAGAAGAUUGUAUUAUCAAAUAGAGUAAGUAUGUAAGAAAAAUUGUAUUAACUGAGUAGAAUUAAAAACAAUUGUAUUCUGUAUCACAUUGCUGUAUUAAAAUGAACCGAUGAAAUGUAAAUAAAAAUUUAAAAA